AUGGCCGAGGCUCCUGUAGAUGCGGUGACUCAGCCAGUAACUGGGAAGAAAAAGAAGAGUCUGUCCAUCGAGGAAAAGAUUGACAUCAUAAAUGCAGUGGAGAGUGGCAAGAAAAAGGCCGAGAUUGCAGCUGAAUAUGGAAUAAAGAAAAAUUCUUUGUCUUCCAUUAUGAAAAACAAAGACAAAGUUCUGGAAGCCUUUGAGUCUCUGAGAUUUGAUCCGAAGAGAAAAAGACUGAGAACGGCCUUUUAUACGGAUCUGGAAGAAGCACUGAUGAGAUGGUAUCGGAUUGCCCAGUGUCUCAAUGUUCCCGUUAAUGGGCCAAUGUUACGUCUAAAAGCUAACGAUUUUGCUCAGAAGCUGGGACACAAUGACUUUAAGUGCAGCAAUGGUUGGUUGGAUCGUUUCAAGUCCAGGUACGGCUUAGUAUUCCGAGCACAGCCCGUAGAAGCCACCGGUAUAUCUACAGACCCUGCCACUGUCUGGUACCAAAACGUGCUGCCUUAUUACUUAAAUGAUUAUCAUCCUAAGAAUGUUUUCAGUGUAAAAGAGACCGGACUGCUUUAUCGAAUGUUACCGACAAACACAUUUGCAUAUAAAGGAGAGACUUGCUCAGUGGGAAAGCUGUGCAAAGACAGGAUAACGCUGGCAGUCGGAACAAACAUGGACGGCUCAGAGAAGCUUCCUUUGCUCGUUAUUGGGAAAAACCGAACUCCGCGUUGUUUCAAAGGCAUAAAGUCCCUGCCUGUGUAUUAUGAAGCGAACAGAAUGGCAUGGAUGACUGCAGCCAUAUUCGAACAGUGGAUGCAUCAGCUUGACGAGAAAUUUCAAGCCCAGCAACGAAGAGUGGUGAUUUUUGUUGAUUCUUGCCCUGCACAUCCAGAGGUGAAAAACCUAAAGUCCAUUGAGUUAGCAAUCUUCCCAUCGUGCCUGUCUUCCGGGCUUGUCGCUAUGAAACAAGGUGUUAUUAAAAGCCUGAAAAUCAAAUAUCGGCACUGUCUUAUCAAGAAAUUUUUAAGUUCUGUUGAAAGUAGCAAAGAAUUUACAUUUUCUCUACUAGACGCGGUUGAUACAUUGCAUCUGUGCUGGAGAACUGUAACCCCAGAGACCAUUGUGAAAAGCUAUGAAGAGGCAGGAUUCAGGUCUCCAGCGCUGGAAACCAACAGUGAAGAGAGUGAAGCUGCGGCUCUUGACCUGGCUGCCCCUGCUCUGGGGGCAGGGGUGGAGCUUCCUGAAGGUUUGUCCAUAGAGGAGUAUGCUGCCCUGGACGAGGAUCUGGAGACCUGCGAAGCCACCCCAAAUGAUGAUGAGGAGUGUACCAAAGAAAGUAAACAAGAUGAAACUGGUUUUUAUGCUUCUGAUGAAGAGGAGGAGGACAGCGGAGCUCUAGAAGCAGACCCGCCCUUACCAUCCAAGAACGACGCAAUUGAAGCUAUAGGAACCCUUAAAAAGUUCCUUAGAAGUCACGAUGUGAACGAUGAACUUCACGAUUCUUUAGCAGACCUUGAAAACUUUAUUAAUGCUUUGUCACCUAAAUAG
This is a messenger RNA of Microtus ochrogaster (prairie vole), 1539 nucleotides long. It is a transcript of the gene Tigd4, whose product is annotated as tigger transposable element derived 4. The record is from RefSeq and is a predicted model, not a curated record. Gene Ontology annotation, cellular component: nucleus. Gene Ontology annotation, molecular function: DNA binding. Lineage: Eukaryota; Metazoa; Chordata; Mammalia; Rodentia; Cricetidae.